Messenger RNA from Phoenix dactylifera (date palm), 1350 nucleotides. RefSeq names its product Thioredoxin superfamily protein (gene MRL7-L). NCBI's taxonomy places the organism in Eukaryota, Viridiplantae, Streptophyta, Magnoliopsida, Arecales, Arecaceae. The record is from RefSeq and is a predicted model, not a curated record. Gene Ontology annotation, cellular component: chloroplast stroma. Gene Ontology annotation, biological process: regulation of DNA-templated transcription; chloroplast organization.
GCCCGGGUGAAGUCCGUCUAGACUCGGCUCACUUGGAAUCCUCAUCCAAUCGAUCUCACGGUACCUGGUCUACACUCCUGAAAAGCCAAAAACUUCCAUUUCGAAAGCUGUGGGCGCUUACCCUUUGUUCAUCCCACAAAGCCACCGAGAGUGCUCUCUUCUUGAUUUGGCUCAAGCUCUACCCGAAGGCAAGCAGAAUGGCGCUACAAUGUCCAUUGCUCCUCAACUGUUCGACGCCUGUUCCAAGAGAAGAGACCCAUCUCCAAGUCCCACUUCUAUGUGCUCGCUCUGUUCCUCUCCACCCAAAGAGUCACGGGAGCUUUAAACCCCCUUCACCAAUUGCUGGUGGUUUCGUUCCCACGUCCCCAAAACUGAAGGUGAGAGCUUCCAAAGCAAUUGAAGUUGUCCUCGGCGAUGGGAAAGAUGAUGAAGACACCGACUCUGACGAGGAAGAAAAGAACCACGGCAGUGAUGAUGGCCCGUCUCUAAUGACCGAGGAGGAGAGGAAGGAGAUGAGAAGGAAGAUCAGGGAGGUGCUCGACAAUGCACCGGAUGCAGAAGAGGAGACCGACCCAGUCCAGAGGAAGAUUAAGAUGCAAAAGCUUUUAGCUGAUUACCCUCUAGUUGUUGAAGAGGAUGAUCCUGACUGGCCCGAAGACGCCGAUGGGUGGGGGUUCAAUUUUGAUCAAUUCUUCGAUAAGAUCACGAUCAAGAAUGUGAGGAAGGACGACGAUGAAGAUUACGACAGUGAUAAGGAGAUUGUGUGGCAGGAUGAUAACUACAUCCGGCCGAUCCAUGACAUAACUGCAAGGCAGUGGGAGGACACUGUGUUUAAGGACUUCAAUCCUCUGAUAAUACUUGUUCACCAUCGAUAUAAAAAGCCUGAAGAGAAUGAGAGGGCAAGGAGUGAGCUGGAGAGGGCAGUGCAGAUGUUCUGGGAAUCUGGGUUGCCUUCGCCGAGGUGCGCAGCUGUAGAUGCUUGUGUCGAGCAUGAUCUGGUAGAUGCUCUGCAGGUGUCAGGUUUCCCUGAAAUCCUCUUCACGCAUGCAGGGAAGAUACUGCACCGCGAUAAAGUGGUUCGGACGGCAGAUGAGUGGUCGAAGAUAAUGGCGUUUUUCUUCUACAAAGCUGGUAGGCCAUCAUUCCUGGAUAAAUCAGUUGGCCAGAGUUGUGAGAAGAUCCCAUCUCUUAAAUAGGAGCAAGAAUUGCUGAAUUAUAACUUUGUUUCUGAUAUCAGAUUACAAAAUAUGUUGUAUAAGGAUUGUAAUGUUGAAAGACAAAUUUACUGUAAAAUAAACAAAACCUUGGAUCAGAUCUUGGACCACAUCAAUUGAUUCAGUAAUUAGCUUC